Messenger RNA from Fibroporia radiculosa, 1569 nucleotides. RefSeq lists its product as uncharacterized. Lineage: Eukaryota; Fungi; Basidiomycota; Agaricomycetes; Polyporales; Fibroporiaceae. Bases 1 to 1569 code for a protein of 522 amino acids. The transcript is spliced from 9 exons. The record is from RefSeq and is a predicted model, not a curated record. Gene Ontology annotation, molecular function: monooxygenase activity; FAD binding. Gene Ontology annotation, biological process: secondary metabolite biosynthetic process.
AUGGACGCCCAGGUAAUCCCUCCACCUGCCCCUCGCUCGUCUCCAGGCGUCAAACUCACCUUCGACUCGCAGCAGUCGACCAAAGCGUCCUUAAGCAUCGACUUUUUGAUCGUGGGCGGCGGCGUUGCUGGUCUCACCAGUGCGAUCGCUCUAACUCGCGCGGGUCACCGAGUGCUCGUUCUAGAAAAGGGUGAUGGCACAUCAAAUACGGGCCCUGGUGGCAUCCGAAUCCCGCCCAACAUGUCCAAAAUCUUCUUCCACUGGGGCUUUACUGAGCAGCUGCGGAAGAUAGCCUCAACAUCCCUGCCCGUUAUCAUGACCAAGCUCCAAACUGGUGAGAUCCUGGGAACGCAAGCCUGGAGCGCUGCGAUGUUGAAAGACACAAGAGGAGAGUUUAUGCUGACGACGGUGCGUGCCAAUCCGCUCACGAGUCAUGCCCCGCGUUUACCCCCCUUGCAUAUCGACCAGCACGAUGCCUUGUAUAAUUUUCUUCACGAGAUUGCAGUAGCCAAAGGCGUGAGGAUACGGUAUAACACGGCGGUCGCCGACAUUGACCCCGACGAGGGCGCGGUACUACUCGCUUCCGGGGAGAUCCUUACCGCCGACGUGAUAUUGGGUGCGGAUGGCGAAAGGGGGGCGUGUCGGCGGAUACUGUUCGAAAGGAAUGAACGCGUCGUCUCAACCGGCGCCGUUCUCUACGAUGUACGGUGCGAAACAUCCCUUGCAACGAGAACAGCUUCGAAGCAAGUGUUGAAAGACGUGGCCCUCGAGAAGAAUCCGAUCUUCGUUUCGUUCGGCAACAGGAGAGCUAUGACGGGCUAUCCAGUGAAUCGCGGGAAGGAGAUGGCGUUCCACUACUUCGUGUGGCAUCAGGAGGAUCCAGGAACCCAUGGGAACUAUGCUGAUCCCCCAACAACCGAGCUGCGUCGUGUGAUGAAACAACCUUGCGGAGAAAGCAUAUGGGACGUUGCGCAGAGUGCGCAGAAUGUGAUCCGGGUCGCGAUUAACCAGCACGAGAACCUCCCAACCUGGGUGCAUGACAGUGGUCGUAUGGUCGUCAUCGGCCAGGCUGCACACCCUAUUGCUCCCGGGACUAUCCAAGGAACCGCCAUGGCCGUUGAGGAUGGUGCGGUGCUCGCGAAGCUCUUCUCCCACCUCAGCAAGCGGGAGCAGAUUGGGGAGUUCUUGAAUGCCUUCCAGGAUCUUCGGCAGGCACGCUGUGAGACGUGUGUCAGAUCAGAGUUCAACUUCAUAUAUGCCAUCACUCAGGACGAUGGGCCGGAGGUUGACCUUCGGGAUAAGACGUUCCGGGAUUCACGGAAUGCAGGUAUGGAUUACCUGGAUGAGAACGGCGCGACCGAUGAGAGCAUGUCGCGAGAGCAAUGGCACGAUGUCGUGACGAUAUUUGGCUACGACUGCGAGGAUGAGGCGGACAACUGGUGGAUGGAGUGGGGACGCCUUCGGGAACGAUCGCAAGAGGCUGUCAUGAAUGGAUCGGUGCCAUACCGCGGCGGCUUCAGCUGGGGAACGAUGAGCAUCCAGGUAAAUGAGUGCAUCACUUCGCAGUAA